This is a messenger RNA of Rubroshorea leprosula, 2089 nucleotides long. NCBI's taxonomy places the organism in Eukaryota, Viridiplantae, Streptophyta, Magnoliopsida, Malvales, Dipterocarpaceae. The record is from the annotation of a GenBank genome assembly.
CCAAACCCUAGCAGAAGCAGCUCUCCCUCUUAACUAUCACUUUCACUGUGGCAACUCAAUCUUUUAAAACUCUAGCAGGCAUUUCUCCACUCUCUCCAAGGCAUAGGUAUCAGGUGGUUCGUUGUCCUUUAUUUUAUGCUUUCCCUCUAAGUAGGGUUGUGAAAUUUCAGGAAGUGUUACUCACAAGAAUGAGUAUACAUGCCAUUGGUAUAUAACCUGAUGUCAGUUCGGGAAGCAUUGAUAUAGAGUUUGUAUCCACCUAACAAAGUUAACCAUUUGAAGAGGAGGAAGCUUUCAUUGUCUUUGUUACCUACUUGUUUUUGAACCAGUAAGGGGCAACGGCUGGAUUUGCACAAGUUACUAGUAACAAGUUGUCUGCUGAAUCUAUCAUCAAAUGUCGGAAGGUGUUUUGUCAGUUGUCAGAUCCGAGAUGAAGUCCUACAUCUGGCUUCAAACUACUGAUGGAUCAAUCCAACAAGUAGAAAAAGAGGUUGCAAUGUCUUGUCCAGUUAUUUGCCAAGAAAUUCUCCAAAAAGGCUUGGGUUCUUCAAAAAACUAUCCUAUAGUGCUUCCAGAACGUGUAAAUCCUGCACUGUUGGGAUUGAUACUUGAUUACUGCCGAUUUCAUCAAGCGCCUGGUCGAUCUAAUAAGGAGCACAAGACUUUUGAUGAGAAGUUUAUUCGAAUGAGUACACAAAGAUUGUGUGAGUUGACCUCUGCUGCUUACAGCCUGAAAUUGAAGCCUUUAGUUGAUCUCACAUGUCGCGCACUUGCUAGAAUAAUUGAAGGAAAAACACCUGAGGAGGUACGGGAGACAUUUCAUAUACCUGAUGACCUCACAGAGGAGGAGAAGUUGGAACCUAUCAGAAAUAUAACUGAUGACCCACAUAUUCGGCGUUUGAAUCGAUUAUAUGCCAAAAAACGGCAAGAAUUGAAAGAGAGAGACAAACCAAGGAACACUAGGGUUAAGGAGGAGCAUGUGGAUGAACGUUCAGUUGAUGAUCUGUUAUUGUUUAUAAAUGGAGGUAAAGACUCAAAGGGUGUUCAAACGACUAAGAAUAAAAAGAAAAAUAGAAGAAGAAAAGAGAAAGAAAAAGACUCUGCCUCUAAUCAUUCAGAUGUUUGUCCUCUCUCUCUCUUUGAGUUUAAUGCUGCUUACGAUGCCAGGAGUGAGGACAAUGUUGAUCACAUUUUGUCAUCAACUCCUAGUGAAACUGCAAAGUUGCAAGACUUUGUUGAGCUUGAGCUUGAGCUUGAUGAGAGUGAUAGUGAUGAUGGUUUGGAUCCUGCAAUGAAAAAGGAACUUGACAGGGAAGUGGAGAACUUUGCUCGCAUAUUGAAUUCAAACUGGCUAGAAAGGAGGCAAGAAAUUUUAUCAUUAGGCAAUGAAAGGAGACUCGUACCAGUAUCUGGAAAUAUCAGUGGUUCAAUAAGUAGAUUUACAAGUAAGCAGCUUUUUUAUUUUUCUUUUCCCUUAAUUGCUUGUAAUUGUGGUUGUCUUUACUCUUGGAUAUUCUUUACUCCUCAUUUACUUUGAAGAUGUUUUUUUUUAAUGAAGACUCCAAAGAGGGUUUUGUUUAGAGCAGAAGAGGGUAAGUUUGUGAAUGUGGUAUUGUUGACGAAAAGUGAAUAGAGAUUUUGGGUUCAAGAAGAUAAAAAUGAUUUAUUUCAAGGAUAAGCACACCACUCCCUACAGGACAUGAGAAAACAAAGAUGGAUUUCCAUUUUUCAGAAGGCACUGCAGCUUGAGCGGUUUUGAAGUAUAUGCCCGUACCAAAUCUACUGCUACCAAUUACUUGGCAUUGGAUUUGGUGGCAGUGCAUGUGAGCAUUGCAAUCAAGCCAUGUUGUAGGAACAAAGGAAGAAAACAAAGGAGAAGACAUUUCUAGUUUUGCUUAUUCUUUCAAUUUGUUGUGUUGCCAGUCGCCUGGGACUCUUGGAACAAUAACAAAAUAGUGAUGGUUUCUAGUUUUAAUUUUCGUUUCUUCUGUAAUCCCUUUGUUCAAAGCAUGGAGAUCUCAUUAACCUAAGCUUUGCAUGAAAUUUCUUCGAACAUGAAACAAUGAGAUAAUAAUUGCUAAUAACAACU